Molecule: messenger RNA, 1327 nt
Organism: Papaver somniferum (opium poppy)
Lineage: Eukaryota; Viridiplantae; Streptophyta; Magnoliopsida; Ranunculales; Papaveraceae
Product: GDSL esterase/lipase EXL3-like
Exons: 5
Coding region: 71-1183 (370 amino acids)
Molecular function (GO): hydrolase activity, acting on ester bonds
Source: RefSeq, a predicted model, not a curated record
CACUCUCAUUAGAGAUCUUUAUCUCUCUAUAUAACUUCAGAAUCACUGUGCAGUUUUACCUACAAACAAGAUGGCUUCUUCUUCUUCUUCAGCAAAUAUAAUUCGCUGUAGUAUAUUUCUUUGCUGUAUUCUUGUUCAGGUAGUCCAAAUAACUGCCAUUAAGUUACCACCUAAUGUUAGAGUUCCUGCUGUUCUCGUUUUCGGGGACUCCAUUGUUGAUCCAGGGAAUAACAAUCACUUAGUUUCGUUGGUUAAGGCUAAUUUUCCACCUUAUGGAAGAGAUUUUAUGGGUGGAACACCAUCCGGAAGGUUUAGCAACGGCUUAAUCCCAAGUGACUUGUUAGUCAAAGCAUUGGGAAUUAAGGAUGUUUUACCAGCUUAUCUCGACCCGUCCUUGGGACCAGAUGAUCUCCUCACUGGCGUAAGCUUCGCAUCCGGUGGUGCAGGAUAUGAUCCACUUACCGCUAAAAUAGUGUCGGUUUUGGGGCUUGCGAAACAAAUGGAGUUAUUCAAAGAAUACCUAGCUAAAGUCACAGCCAUUGGAGGAGAAGAGAAAACUAAGAGUAUCAUAUCGGAGAGUGUGUAUUUAAUUGUUGCAGGAAGUGAUGACCUUGCUAAUACGUAUUUUACUUCACAAUUAAGAUCCAAUUAUGAUGUCCCUGCCUAUACUGAUCUUAUGGUUCAAGGAGCCACCAAUAUACUUCAGGAACUGUAUGACAUAGGAGCGAGGAGGUUUGCAGUGUUCAGCGCACCACCUAUAGGAUGCGUUCCAUCACAGAGAACAUUAGCUGGAGGGAAAGAGAGAAAUUGUGCGGAGACUUAUAACCAAGCUGCUCAGAUGUUCAACUCAAAGCUGUCUUCAUCACUUGACAACCUUAAUGCUAAUAAAUUUGUACAUGGUAGGGUUGUCUAUGUUGAUAUCUACAAUCCUCUCCAAGAUGUUAUCAACCGUCCAAGCCAUUAUGGUUUCGAGGAGGCGUCAAAAGGAUGUUGUGGAACAGGAAAGAUAGAAACAGUGGUUCUGUGUAAUGACUUAAACCCAUUUACUUGUGACGAUCCCUCCAAAUAUGUAUUUUGGGACAGUUACCACCCUACGGAGCGAGCCUACCAAUCACUUUUCGGCCCUAUCAUUAAAAAAUACUUCAACGAGUUCUUCUGUGGUAGUGGCACCACAUGCUCAUAAGCAUCCGUAAGCCAACCAUUUUACCCCAGCUGAUCAAUAUCAGAUGGUCCAUACUGCUCAUUGUGUAACUCAAAAUCCAGUUGUUCAGAAAACAAAUUCCUGUCUAAAAAAUUGGAAGAUGCGUUCCCAAUUUAAUUUAUUUCA